Messenger RNA from Plasmodium inui San Antonio 1, 2163 nucleotides. RefSeq lists its product as hypothetical. The coding region runs from base 1 to 2163 and encodes 720 amino acids. The transcript has a single exon. NCBI's taxonomy places the organism in Eukaryota, Apicomplexa, Aconoidasida, Haemosporida, Plasmodiidae. The record is from RefSeq and is a predicted model, not a curated record.
AUGGAAAACAACCAGUUUUCGUACAUCUUAAGGAGACAAAUUCAAGACAUCUUCGCAGAGUGUAGUGUUUCCAACGAAAAGGGGGGGUUACAAGAUGGUGACUCCUCUGUUGGUGGUCCCACGCAGGGGGAUGAUCCAGAUAAACAGAUGAACUUCCCCCGGGGGAAGAACAGAAUAGACCAGCGUGGUUUGAAUGGACAUGAUAACACAGGAUGGAUCGACACAAGACCGCAGAUCAACCUGAAGAAGGAGGAAGAUAAAUCCAUUUUUGGCCACGAUGGGAAAAUCCUAAUGGUGCAAAGCUAUACCUCUCUACUAUAUGAGCACUGUCAAGACAAGGUGAACGUGGUGUUAGCGAACAGAACGAUGCAUGAGGGCAGGAUAGAAAUGCAGAUAAGCGGACAAGGGGAAAGCUUUACCCUACCCGCCAGGUUGGAUGGAAAUAUAUUAAGCUCAUUUUCACCCCAACUUAAGAAAGGGGUUUACAAUUUAUUUUUUUUUAUAAACAAAGAAAUGAUAUACUCAAAAUUGCUGUCCUGUGGAGUAAAUAAGUUGAGCAGAGGCAUGCCAUGUCUCCCCCUGCACGUGAUCGAAAUAAGCAGUUCUGGUCACGUGGCUUACUGUAGAGAGAUAAAGAAACUCCCUCCCUACAACAUCCGGGUAAACAACCACGUGCACACAAAUAAGGGGCUCCUAAAGUUGUAUGCCCUUAUGCACAAGCAGUAUAGUCAGAUGGCUAAUCAGGAGGGAAUUCGCGAUGGAAGGGUAUCCCUGGGGACGGACUACCAACUGCACACCAGCAGCGAUAGUGACUUUUAUGAUUUGCUUUCCGCAUAUAAGGACGCGUACACGAAUCAUCAUCCAUACGUACAUGGGAAGAAGGGCAAGAAGGAGAAGCUCUACAUAAAUAACAUCCCCUUCCUUUCUGCGUUAAAUUUUGUCAGCCAUUUGGAGCAAUGUAGAAUCCCCCCGUUGUACAAAAAAUUGUUGUAUGAUCAGUGCGCCUAUGGAGAUAAAGUAGCUAUUAUGCGUUACCACACGCGUCUUGCUCCGGGGAACUACUCCUCUGGGGGUCUGUGUGCGCAUGUCUUUGCCAAGGACCAGUUGGGGGGAUCGUACUCCGUUUUCGCCUUCGAUUUGGUAGUGCCAGGGGUGGAGAAGGGCGGGCGCAGGGCAAUAGAGGGAGCCACUACCACAUCGAAGGCGAAAACGGAGUACGAGCCCCCCGCCUGGACGAAGAAGAACCCCCCGGUGAGCUCGCUCCUUCGGUUCAGUUGCAACCAAGAUAGCUGCGCAGAUAUGCGACAGUGGAGCUACGUGGAGGCCAUCCACUGCCGAAAGAAUGACGUGGCAAGGAAAUUUUACUUGUCCAAGGGGGGGAAGCGGGGAACGAACGUGGAGGGGCCAGUCGCAUAUCCAGUUACGUACCCCCUGCAAUGUCCCGUGCCCGUCGAACUAAUCAACAAUAGGAAUGCCUUCAAAAGGUAUGCCCCGGGAAUUCGCCUUUCGGAGCGCGCCAGCCUAUUCUUCGAAGCCUGGGAUUGCGACAUAUUGCCAGUUGGGCCGUUCGUGCCGUCCGCGGAUUGCGGCACGGAUUGCAGCAUGGAUUGCAACAUUCAUUGCAACAGGCACUGUGAAAAGGUGUGUGCACAGAUGAGGAAUCUAUCCACGCUGGUUAGAAGUGCGCGGGGCGACACGUUAUCAUUUGACGAUCUUUGCGAGGAGGGGCAAAAAAGGGACGUCAUCAAGUCGGGGGGCACGGAAAAAAGGGCGGAUGAAGUGGAAAAGAAUGAACAGGUGGGAAAAGGACAAGAAGGAAAAGGACAAGAAGAUGGACAAGGAUCAAAAGAAGAAGAGGAUGGACAAGGGGCAAAAGGACCAGAUGAUGGACAGGGAGCAAAAAAGACAUAUGAUGAAGACGAUACAAAAGGUGAGAAGCGUCAAAGCAGUCCACGCCGAGCGGAAUCGAAAGUCCGCCCCCAAGAUGAGCAGCUGAAGUGCGCCACGAAACAGACGCAGGAGGAGGCAGGCUCCAAAUGUCCACUUAGUACCUUCGUCUCCUUUGUGAUUACCAUUGAUGGCAAAAUAUAUCACAGUGUUCUUCCGAUAAGUAGGCUUCUCCUCCUCUUUGUGGUUAACUACUGGAUGUACUUCGCCGAUUAG